AUGCAACAGCCCGAGACUUCCGCGGCCCUGGCCAGGAUACUUGCCAAUUUUGCGAAACACUACUCCAAUCUUGAGGCCGAUUCAUUCCCGAGCUCUGCGAUAGCUAACGGAAUCAAAAAUAACCAAAUCACACUACCUGGCGACGACACUGUGGAGAAGCGCACCCUCGAACGAGAGUUGAACGGCUUAGCUCUGCGCAUACAAUUUCUAGAGGCGAAAGCUGCUACCGGUCCGCAUUCACUUCCCGUGACUCCCAACGAGCCACUUUCCUCCGCAUUUUCUGGCGAACAAACGAGCUCCACGCGACCUGCGGGCCUGAGCGCGCGAACCCGCUCAGCAUCCCUCGUUAACAGCCUUCUGUCGAAGCAUGAUGGCGAGGCCAGUGCCCGAACGCUCACGGUUGAGCAAUUCAAUGUGCUCAGAGAACACAUCGAUCAGCAAGCGCAGAAGAUCGAGAGUCAGCAAGAGAUCAUUGGUCAGAUCAGCACCAACUUAUCCCAGCAAGAGACAGCAACACGUGCGGCAUUGGACAACCUAGGAAACUCGGGUUCGAUAGAACAGCUGAAGAGGGAGAUUGAGAAGUUCAAACAAAUAAACCACACGUACCAGAAAGUAUUGCGCGAAAUUGGGACAAUCAUCACUGCUGUGGCAAAUGGCGAUUUGAGCAAGAAGGUUUUGAUCCAUGAGCAAGAGAAAGAUCCUGAGAUUGCAAAAUUUAAGCACACAAUCAACAAAAUGGUGGAUCAAUUGCAGGAGUUUGCUAGUCAGGUGACGCUGCUUGCGAAGGAGGUCGGUACGGAAGGUCGUCUAGGUGGUCAAGCCAAAGUGCCCGGUGUAGCUGGUAUCUGGGCUGAUCUGACUGGAAAUGUCAACAGCAUGGCAAAGAAUUUGACCGACCAGGUCAGAGAGAUUGCCAACGUCACAACCGCAGUCGCCCAAGGUGAUCUCAGUCGCAAGAUCGAACGGCCUGCAAAGGGAGAAAUCCUGCAGCUACAACAGACAAUCAACGCAAUGGUGGACCAAUUGCGCACAUUUGCGACAGAGGUGACGAAAGUCGCUCGUGACGUCGGUACCGAAGGUGUUCUUGGUGGUCAGGCUCAAAUCGAGGGCGUUCAGGGCAUGUGGAACGAUCUCACUGUUAACGUGAACGCCAUGGCAAACAAUCUCACAGCACAAGUGCGUGAUAUCGCAGAAGUCACCACUGCUGUGGCAAAGGGUGAUCUCACGCAGCAAGUCCGAGCACAAUGCAAGGGCGAAAUUUUGACGCUAAAGGACACCAUCAACUCCAUGGUGCAGCAAUUGAGACAAUUCGCUCACGAGGUCACCAAAAUUGCCCGCGAAGUCGGUACCGAAGGUCGUCUCGGAGGCCAGGCUACUGUGCAUGGCGUCGAAGGCACUUGGAAAGACUUGACUGAAAACGUCAACGGCAUGGCCAUGAAUUUGACCACUCACGUGCGAGAAAUCGCUGCAGUGACAACUGCUGUGGCUCAAGGAGAUUUGAGCAAGAAGGUUGAGGUCGAGGUUCAAGGCGAAAUUCUCGAGCUGAAGAACACAAUCAAUUCAAUGGUUGAUCGCCUGAGUACCUUUGCCUUCGAAGUCAGCAAAGUGGCAAGGGAAGUCGGAACUGAAGGUACCUUAGGAGGCCAAGCUGAGGUCGCCAAUGUCGAAGGCAAAUGGAAGGACUUGACGGACAACGUAAAUACCAUGGCCAAUAACUUGACCAGUCAGGUUCGCAACAUUUCCAGUGUCACACAAGCAAUCGCGCGAGGUGACCUGCGCAAGAAGAUCGAAGUUCAUGCUCAGGGCGAGAUUCAAACACUUAAAGACACCAUUAACGACAUGGUGACGCGACUCGAUGGCUGGUCCAUGAGUGUGCAACGUGUUGCUCGUGAUGUCGGUGUCGACGGAAAGAUGGGUGGACAGGCCGAGGACCAAAAUAUCGAUGGUCGUUGGAAAGACAUUACGCGUGAUGUCAACACAAUGGCUCAGAACUUGACGUCCCAGGUGCGCGCCUUUGCCGACAUUAGCAAUGCGGCCAUGAAGGGCGACUUUACCAAGAUGAUCAACGUCGAAGCUUCUGGCGAAAUGAAUGAGUUGAAGAACCGAAUCAACCGAAUGGUCGUUAAUCUGCGCGAGAGUAUCCAGAAGAACAACCAAGCCAGAGAAGCAGCAGAAUUUGCGAACAAGACGAAAUCGGAAUUCCUUGCAAACAUGUCGCAUGAGAUUCGAACGCCGAUGAACGGUAUCAUCGGCAUGACUCAGCUGACCUUGGACACUGAGUUGGAAGCCAACCAGCGCGACAACCUGAACAUUGUCUUCUCCCUUGCCAACAGUCUGUUGACUAUUAUCGACGACAUCCUUGAUAUCUCCAAGAUUGAAGCCAAUCGGAUGAUUCUGGAAGAAGUUCCAUUUUCCCUGCGAAGCAAUGUUUUCAACUGCUUGAAAUCAUUGGCAGUCCGCGCAAAUGAGAGGGACAUUAACUUGGUCUAUGAUGUCGACAGUUCUGUGGCAGACUACCUUGUCGGUGACUCCUUCCGUCUCCGACAAGUCAUCCUCAACCUCGCCGGAAACGCCAUCAAAUUCACCGAACAUGGUGAGGUGCGCGUCAAGAUCGCGGCGGAUGAAUCGGUGCCCUGCGCAGACGGCGAAGUUGUGGUCAAGUUCUCCAUUUGCGAUACCGGUAUCGGUAUCAAGAAGGACAAAGUUGAUCUGAUCUUCGACACUUUUCAGCAGGCUGAUGGCUCGAUGACACGGAAGUUUGGUGGUACCGGCCUUGGUCUUUCCAUCUCGCGCCGACUUGUCACGCUGAUGGGCGGUACGAUGUGGGUGGAGUCCGACUUUGGCGUCGGUAGCGAGUUCUACUUCACCAUCAAGGCGCGCCUUGGAAAUCCGGAUCUCGUCGAGAUUAUGCCUCAACUGCGACAAUAUCAAAAACGAAGCGUAUUGUUCAUUCACGAAGGACGAACCGCAUGGGAGGCCGAAACCGCGGAAUGUGUCAAGGCGCUCGAUCUCGUACCACAUGUUAUCGACAAACGCAGCCAUCCAGCUUUCGAGCUUGGCCCGUCAAUGGCCUGCGAUUGCGUGAUCGUGGAUAAUCCGGAAACGGCCAUGCAACUGCGGAGUCACGAGCAGUCGAAGUACACACCAAUUGUGAUGCUCGCGCCCGAGAUCUCCGUCAGCUUCAAGACUGCCUUGGAAAAUGGUAUCGCAAGCUACAUGACGACGCCUUGUUUACCCGUCGACCUCGCCAAUGCCCUCAUUCCGGCUAUGGAAGGCCGAGCGGCACCCACAUCUGCAGACAAAUCAAGGACGUUCGAGAUUCUGCUCGCAGAAGACAACGCCGUCAACCAGAAGCUGGCCGUGAAGAUUCUCAUGCGUCACAACCACAACGUGACUGUGGCCAACAAUGGUCUCGAAGCCUUCGAGGCGAUCAAACGUCGCAAGUUCGACGUCGUCCUCAUGGACGUGCAGAUGCCCGUCAUGGGCGGGUUCGAGGCCACCGCCAACAUCCGCGAGUACGAAAAGUCCAAUGAGCUCAUCCGCACGCCCAUCAUCGCCUUGACGGCCCACGCCAUGCUCGGAGACCGAGAAAAGUGCAUCCAAGCGCAGAUGGACGAGUACCUCUCCAAACCCCUCAAACCGAACCAGCUCAUCCAGACGAUCCUGAAGUGCGCCACCUUGGGAGGGGCAUUACUUGAGCGCAAGAGCGAUGGCCGCAGCGGUCUGAUCUCGUCGGCAGACUCCGUCACGGGCAACCCAGAGGGCGGACUGGCACCACCCGCCUCUGCCUUUCCCAUCAGGCCCGGAUUGUACGAUCGAGGCUUCACGGACAAUGGCACAUCAGGCCUAGCGAGUCCGGCUAUCUUCACGGCCGACUCGACUGAUCCGAUGGAGAGGGUGGGUCUGAUUUGUAACUCCCCAUCGUGUUUCUCAACAUGA
Messenger RNA from Dissoconium aciculare CBS 342.82, 3939 nucleotides. RefSeq lists its product as uncharacterized. Gene Ontology annotation, biological process: phosphorylation; phosphorelay signal transduction system; cellular hyperosmotic response. The transcript is spliced from 2 exons. The coding region runs from base 1 to 3939 and encodes 1312 amino acids. NCBI's taxonomy places the organism in Eukaryota, Fungi, Ascomycota, Dothideomycetes, Mycosphaerellales, Dissoconiaceae. Gene Ontology annotation, molecular function: phosphorelay sensor kinase activity. Gene Ontology annotation, cellular component: membrane. The record is from RefSeq and is a predicted model, not a curated record.